UUUUCGGCACUUUAUAUUAACAGUAUAAAAGAUAAAAUGUAUAUAAAUCCACCACAAGUGACCAAAGACACGGCACACGUUUUAUUCGCCCAAUUUUGCAUUUUAAACAAAGUUCUAUGGCCAAUUAUACCGCAUUUGGUCGAAGAGGUGUGGAGCUACUAUUCGAAAACCGAAUCAUUUUACAAACAUCAAUUCACGGUACCAAGUGAAUGGCAUAAUUCGGAAUUCGAUGUAACAAUGGACAUUGUUAAAGAAUUAUUCGGAAUGAUAAUGCAUAAUUCGGUAAAAAACUCAGUGUAUUAUGAUACGAAAAUAUUUGGCACGGCUGAACAAAUUCAACAGCUUCAGAAACUGCAUCCGAGUGAUGAUCAAGCUCACAACGAUUCGCACUUAUGUGAAAUUCUACAAGUGCAAUCAAUUCAAUUGGUAGAAUCACCAAGCUCAAAAUUGUAUAUUGAGAAAACAGAAAUCGAUAAAAAAUUAUGCGAUCGAUGCCGUCGCUUUGCUGUUGCAUCAGAUGAAACGAUAUGUAAACGUUGUGACAACAUUCUCAAAGAGAUGAAUUUUACUCCAUAAUUUAUAGUGAUUUUGAUUUAUAGAGACAAAUUAAUAAAGAAAGUUUUUCUUUUUUAAAAAGAUCUUCCUUUUUUCUCAA
Contarinia nasturtii (swede midge) is the source of this 655-nucleotide messenger RNA. RefSeq names its product isoleucine--tRNA ligase-like. Gene Ontology annotation, biological process: tRNA aminoacylation for protein translation. The transcript is spliced from 2 exons. The record is from RefSeq and is a predicted model, not a curated record. Gene Ontology annotation, molecular function: ATP binding; aminoacyl-tRNA ligase activity. Bases 37 to 576 code for a protein of 179 amino acids. Lineage: Eukaryota; Metazoa; Arthropoda; Insecta; Diptera; Cecidomyiidae.